AUGUCGGACCACCAUCACCAUCACGGUGACGGCGGCCACUGCCACGGCGAGCACGACCACUCAAACGACAUCACCCCGGCGCUCCAGUCCCUACUCUAUUCGCAGAUCGACUUUGACUCGAUCAUUACUCUCAAUGGUAUGCACCAUCUUGAGACAAAUUGUCCAGUCCCGGCUUUAAUACUAAUUAUUCAAAUAGAAGCGACCGAAAAGGGCGGCGCUGCUAUUGUCCGGAAAACCUGGGCCGAGAGACUGAAUGACGAGCCCGAGCUGGAGAGUGAUGCCGAUGAGCAGCUGUUGAUGUACAUUCCCUUCACAGGCCAAGUCAAACUUCAUUCCCUUCUCCUAUACACUGCACCUACCGCUGCAGCUCCCAAGACCGUGAAACUGUUCAAGAAUCGCGAUGACCUCGACUUCUCAACCGCCUCAGAGCUCUCCCCUACUCAGACCAUCGAGGUCCCCCAGCCCGUAGCCGGAGCCGACGUUUUCGAGCUUCCACUGAACCGCGCCCAUUGGAACACCACCACAUCCAUCACGCUUUUCUUUGAGGACAAUUGGACAGACGGCGAGGAUGAUGUCACCAAGGUUGGCUAUAUUGGUUUCAAGGGCCAGUUCAUGGCCUUGAACCGUGAACCGGUCAGCUUCUUGUACGAAGCUGCUGCGAACCCCAAUGACCACGUCUCCAUCCCGGGACUCAAUGACAUUGGAAGCCAUGUUAUGCCCGGUCAGUAA
Messenger RNA from Penicillium maclennaniae, 729 nucleotides. RefSeq names its product PITH domain-containing protein. The record is from RefSeq and is a predicted model, not a curated record. Bases 1 to 729 code for a protein of 242 amino acids. Gene Ontology annotation, cellular component: nucleus. NCBI's taxonomy places the organism in Eukaryota, Fungi, Ascomycota, Eurotiomycetes, Eurotiales, Aspergillaceae. The transcript is spliced from 2 exons.